CCAACAAGCCGGCGAUGGAGAAGAGGCGCAGGCUGAGGAUCAACCAGAGCCUGGCGGCGCUCAAGGCCCUGAUACUGGACAGCGCCCGGCUCGAGAACACGAAGCACAGCAAACUCGAGAAGGCCGACAUCCUCGAGCUGACGGUGCGCCACCUGCAGAGGCAGCGCUCCCUCGCGACCCCCGGCCUGUCGAGGUACAAGGCCGGCUACCAGGACUGCUCUCGGGAGGUGAGAUCUCUCUCUCUCUCUACUGUUUAUAUUUCCCCCCAACCCCGUGCCCCGGUGUCCGACCGACACGGCUGUUUCUACUUGCCAAUGCGGCUUACGAUACCCUCGCGGUUGCCCGACGGCCAAGUGGUGUUCCUGCUGCCGAGUCACUACGUCCAGUUGGCCGCGGCGGCGGCAGCCAACGGGAUAAGCAUCGGGCCGAACCCGCCCACGGCCAUUUGGGCGGCGACCAACAUGUCCCUGCUCAAAGCGACCGACAAGCUCAUGAAGAGGCCGCUGUGCCCCACGGGCGAGGACCAACUGGCCCCCGACUGGCAGGACCAGGUCCAGUCCACGGGCCUCAAGCCCGGCAAGCUGUCGAGGCUCGAGUCCGAGCAGCCCCUCGACUUCACGACGAGCAGCGCCAAGAAGCUCAAGGCCGCGGCGGCGAGGUACGCGGCCCAACAGCAACAGCCCGAGUUGGCCACGGCUAUGGUCAGUUACCCGGUCCCCGAGGACUCGUCCCACGGGGUCGUUGUGGCAGCGGCGAGCGAGCCCGUCAAGGAGGAGCCCAAGAAGCCCGAGUGCUCGCAGGUGCCCACGCCCACGAGGACUCCCUCGCCCGGGCUCUCGCAGCCGACCGUCAAGGACGAGGAGGGCAUGUGGCGGCCCUGGUAAACCCGCCCGAGUCGACCCUCACCGCUUUUCCGAUACUUGUACACAUUAAUUCAUACACCCCUCCCCACCCCUACUUAUAUAUAUAUAUAAUGUAGGCGUCAUCUGUUAUUACUUUUUUAAGUAUAUAUACAUAUAACUACUCCCUUUUGUUACUUUUAUUUAUUUUACGUAUUUUUAGCAUUGGAUUUUUUGAUCGUGUUGUACAAAGUCGAUGUGGCGCAAGGACACGGAAAUAAAUAAAUAAAUGUACCUUUACAUACAAUAACGAGUUGGGUCGGUCAUCGGUUACGUUGAGCAAAAAACACUGCAAGAGAUUUUUUUUUUUUUUUUUUCAUCAAAAUCGUGUAGCUAUUGUUGAAUCAUAUAUAUAAAUAUGAGUGCACAUAUAGUAUAAACACACUAUAUACCUACACCCUCAUAUUAUAAUAUGCGCAUAUAAAUGUAUGUGUAUGUGUAGAGAGGCGCAUAUGAAAAUACAUCGAAUAAGAAAAGAAGGCUGACAAAUAAGUAUUUCCAUUGUUUCGCUACGUAUACAUAAAUAUAGAUGAUGUAGGAGAAAUCGUUAUCGAUUAGAGAUUGAUUGGUUGCAACUUAAACAGCGAAAGCGUCUUCCUUUGUUGCGCGCACCUCCGAGAUGUGCCUGCUCAUCCGCAAUAUACUUUGUUUUUUGUUUUUUUUUUAUUCCUACUUUCCGUAUCACCUGUUAUUCACUGUGCGUCAAUGUUCUUAUUCCCCCCCCCCCCAAGAUUUUUGGCCAUGUCGCAGCAACCCGAUGUUAUAUCCCCUGACAAAACUGUGAUCGAACAAGCAAAAAUUGGUGGCUAUAAAUAUAAUACAUAAUAAUAGAAGAAUGUCGAGUUGCUGCUCGUGGCAUGGCACUGUGGUGUGUACGUAUGUAGAAGGUCGAUAGUAAAAAAAAAAAAAAAAAAACGACUGCACUUACGCAUGUAUACACUGUAAGAAAGAGCACACGAGCACAUUUAGCCAAGUGUGAGUAUAUAGCACGAAAGUUAUGUUGUACAACUGCGAGCAUCUUUUUUAUUUUAUUUUAUUUUUUUUUUUUUGUUCGUCACUUCCCACGAGUAUUACAAGCGAUGGAUAUUUUAUGGAUUGUUUUCACGCACCUGUACAUAUGAUACAUACCUAGUGAUAGCCCGAACGAAAAAAAAAAUAAAACUCGCGCUAUUGGAGUGUGUAAUAUUAUAGGUAUAUGAUGAUAUAUACGAGUAACGUCGUGCAUAGAUUUAUUUUAAUGUUAUCUAGAUUUAUAUUCGAGAGAUGAUGCGGGGACGGCGUAGAAUAAAUGUAAUAUUAUAUACCAAGAGGAAAAAAAGGAAAAAAAAAAAAAAAAAAAAAAAA
This is a messenger RNA of Copidosoma floridanum, 2243 nucleotides long. It is a transcript of the gene Sidpn, whose product is annotated as bHLH protein similar to Deadpan. Gene Ontology annotation, molecular function: DNA binding; protein dimerization activity. NCBI's taxonomy places the organism in Eukaryota, Metazoa, Arthropoda, Insecta, Hymenoptera, Encyrtidae. The record is from RefSeq and is a predicted model, not a curated record. Gene Ontology annotation, biological process: regulation of DNA-templated transcription.